AUGCCCGAGGAUCAUGAUAUUCUGGGUGCAGCACAGAGCGCCGUCCUUGUUCCGUCAGAAGAACCAACCGAAGAUGCCAUUCCAGUAAAAGGAUACGAUUUUAACCAUGGAAUCGACUACAACAAGAUCCUGGAGUCAUAUUUAUAUACGGGAUUUCAAGCUACUCAUUUUGGAAAGUCAGUUGAGGUAUUUGCACGUCUUUAUAAAAUUUUGUUUGUUUAGGUAAUAAACAAGAUGAUUGCAUGCCGACGUAAAGAUUUUUCCGGAUUUGAGUCAUCGUUCGCAUAUCCAGAAGGACGAAAGAAGACGGGUUGUACCAUUUUCCUGGGUUAUACUUCAAAUCUGGUGACUUCAGGGUUGAGAGAAGUAAGGACAGCUUUUUUUGCAAAAAUUUUUUGCUUUAAUUGCAUUUAGAGUAAUUUGGAUGUCCAGACUUUCAGGUAUCUUGCAGAGCAUAAUCUGGUUGAUUGUAUUGUGACAAGUGCUGGCGGAAUCGAAGAAGACUUCAUAAAAUGCCUAAAGGAUACCUAUAUCGGUAAGUGUAACGUGCAAUGUACGAAAAAUUUUCAGGAGACUUCAGAUUAGAUGGUGCAGAACUUCGAAAGAAGGGCCUGAAUCGUGCUGGAAAUCUCUUGAUCCCAAAUAAAAAUUACUGUGAAUUCGAAAAUUGGAUUACCCCGAUUCUGGAGAAGAUGACGCAAGAACAAGUCAACUGGACCCCAUCAAAGGUAAUUCCCCCGACUAAUUAUUGUACCCUUUGUUAGAUCAUUAGAAGAUUGGGAUUAGAGAUAAACAACAAAGAGUCCAUCUACUACUGGGCAGCGGUCAACAAUAUCCCCGUCUUCUGUCCUGCACUCACAGAUGGAUCGUUGGGCGAUAUGAUAUACUUCUUCAACAUCAAGGCCGAGAAACCGUUGAGGAUUGAUAUUGCGGAAGAUGUUGGACAUAUAAACACCAUGGCGGUCAAAUCAGAAAAUACGGGAGUCGUCAUUCUAGGAGGCGGCUUUGUGAAACAUCACAUCAACAACGCGAAUCUGAUGAGGAACGGGUCCAAUUACGCCGUCUACAUCAAUACCGGUCAAGUGAGUUGUGGGCUAAUCAUUGGGAAUGCCAUUUUUUCUUUCAUGACUUCGUUGGCGCUGAUACGAACAAGAAAAAAAGCCAGCUAAUUAUGUUUUAUGAGCGCAUGUUUAAUGACACCGCUCCCUUUCCAGGAAUUCGAUGGUAGUGACUCGGGAGCCACGCCGGACGAGGCCGUCAGCUGGGGCAAGCUCAGGCACGGCAUUGAGCCCGUGAAAUUGCACUCGGAUGCGACCCUGGUCUUUCCUCUGAUCGUCGCGCAGACCUUCGCCCGAUCCAAUUAA
Bursaphelenchus xylophilus (pine wood nematode) is the source of this 1364-nucleotide messenger RNA. The record is from the annotation of a GenBank genome assembly. Lineage: Eukaryota; Metazoa; Nematoda; Chromadorea; Rhabditida; Aphelenchoididae.